AUGGACAAGAGAAUGGUUGAUGCUAUGUCGAAGUUGCCUUCAAAACCUCUCAGAUCCAUUACCAUUUUGGUUGUCGAUGAUGAUCCUACUUGUCUCUCAAUUGUUGCUGCCUUACUCAAAUCAUGGAAUUACGAAGUUGUGACAGUGAAACAUGCCAUCGAUGCUUUGUGCGCUCUAAGGCUCAAGACCGGUUACUUCGAUCUAGUGGUAACAGAUAUUCAUAUGCCUGAUAUGAAUGGUUUUGAGUUGCAUAAGAUAAUCAAAGAAGAAUUCAACCUGCCUGUUGUUUUUAUGUCAGCCGACGACAAGGAUAGUGUGAUAUUUGAAGGACUAGCCCGUGGAGCAGCUUGUUUCAUAGUCAAGCCGGUAACUCCGGCGGACCUCAAAAACCUCUGGCAAUACGUCGUUGCGAAGAAGGCCGGCGGCAAAGGAAUUCUGGGUAUUGAUCAGGAAAGAACACUUCCUAGAUUCAAUCAUCAGAAUACUGUUUCCAAUCAUGCACCACCCGUGGCGCCGUCGCCGCGUCAAAUAUUGCCGACCCAAAAGCCUUUUAAUAACUCUAAUGGUUCCUCGGCCGCCGUAGCUUCCUCGGCCGCCGUAGCUUCCUCGGCCGCCGUAGCUUCCGUAUCCGCCGCCGACGGCAACAACAGAGGGAAGGAAAGCUCGAAACGGAGGGGUCCAAUAUCAAAGUUUGUAGCACCCACCCCAAGGGAGAUGAAUGAGAAUUCUGCUGCUCCGAAGAAGAUCAAAAUCGUGUGGACCAAUGCCCUGCAUAAUCAGUUCUUGGAAGCUGUUAGAACUCUAGGACUUGACAGGGCUGUACCGAAGAAAAUUCUGGAGCUGAUGAAUGUGCCAGGAUUGACUAGAGAAAAUGUAGCAAGUCAUUUGCAGAAGUAUAGAAUUUUCUUGAAGCGUGUUUCAGAGGCCGGCUGCCGGAUUCAAUCUUCGGCGGAGAGGCGGUUAUCUCAGAAGUCAUUUGAAUCAAUGUUUGAUUACAGUGGAUCGAAACCCUUUGAGAUACCAUCGUCUCUGUUUGAGAAAAUCCCGUCUCUUGAUUCUCCUGCUCCGGUUAAAUCAUCUCCCGGCAACGGCUGCUACUCCAUUUCUCAAAAUCUGUUAAACCAGUCGACGUCGUCUGGUCUGAGGUCCAGCUAUGGAAAGUCACGGCCAUUAUCACUGACGGGUACUGCCAAUAAUGAUGUCUCUGUUAGUCUGAAAAAUAACAAUGGUAAAAACAGAGCAAAAGGUGAGUCCAGCUCUUCUACUCAUGUUGUCAAUGGAGGAUCCAACCCUGUCCCUAACCCGAACCCUAAUCAUAGUGAGAUCAUGCCGGCAAGCUUCACCGCCACCAAUGGGUACUCAAACUACAAUUCCAACAUGAAUAAUAAUAAUAAUAUGGCUUCUUCUUAUGCUGGUUUCCGAUUGGGGAAUGAUGGGAGUUUAAUCAGUUAUAAUGGUAACUCCGACAAUGUUAAUGUUAAUAGAGUUGCUGUCGACGGUUCACAUAACAUAACCGGAGACAACUCCGGUUUCAUUGGAAGUUCUCCGUCGUCGAUGGGAAAUCAUCAGUCUCCUAAGAAUCCUAAUGUCACAACAUAUUUUCCUCAUAACAAUAUCAAUCAUCUUCCAAAUCCUAUCAACACAAACAAUAAUAUCAUGGUGGGUAACAACAACUAUGGUGUUUUUCCUAGUAACAAUAUGAUGAUUCCUACAAAUGCAAACAACAAUAUCAUGGUGGGAAACAACAACAACAACAUCAACUAUGGUUGUGACUUUGGGGUUAUAAACAAUGGUGAUCUCAACUCUGUUUUCUUGAAUACUCAAGCUACUAACUACCAAGUUCAACAACCUCUAAAUAUGCUGUCUGGAGAAGGAGUACUCGAACCAACCAACAAUAUUCCAUUUAGCUCAUACCAUUUUGGAGAAACCUCGCAGCAAAAUGGUGGUCAUGAGGAGGCAAACAUGAAUUGGGAUAAUCUGGAGAACACUUUUCCAACACUGCUGGAUCAUGAUACUGAAUUUCCAUUUCUUGGGCAAGAAGAUGAGGAGUUCUUGAGAUCGGUUUUAGGUUAUGGAGACUCGGGUGGCGCCGACGCUGAUCAAGGUACUGAUCAAAACCUUAACAACUUCGGAUAUCACUGA
This is a messenger RNA of Impatiens glandulifera, 2142 nucleotides long. RefSeq names its product putative two-component response regulator ARR21. The record is from RefSeq and is a predicted model, not a curated record. NCBI's taxonomy places the organism in Eukaryota, Viridiplantae, Streptophyta, Magnoliopsida, Ericales, Balsaminaceae. Gene Ontology annotation, biological process: cytokinin-activated signaling pathway; phosphorelay signal transduction system. Bases 1 to 2142 code for a protein of 713 amino acids. The transcript is spliced from 8 exons. Gene Ontology annotation, molecular function: DNA binding.